GUUCUUUUGUUCCCACCGCUGCUAAAGUUAAAACCGCUACCAUCGACACUACCGCUGCCAAAACCGCCACCAUCACCAAUGAUAAUACCAAUGUAGGUAUUACUGCCAACGCCAACACCACUAACAUCGCCACCAUCGACGCUAAUACCGCCACUGCCACCAAUGCUAAUGUCGCCACCGCUAUCGACAUCGCCAAUAUUCACACAGUUGAUUCACGUGAAUGUGAUGAAACAGAAAGAAGAGCUCAAGAAGAUACUAUUGUUCCCACCACUGCCGCUGCCAACACCGCCACCAUCAUCAACAUCGACCCCACCAUUGCCAAUGCCGACAUCAUCGACACUGCUACUGCCAACACAGACAUCGUCACCAUCGACACCGCUGAAGAUGAAAGAAGUGUUGAAGAAAGCGAAGAGGAGGAAAGUGACGAUUUUAUGCUUGUACUUUCUGAAAACAACUCUGUACAUUUCCGUCAGUCAGCGUUGUCAAACACUACGAAAAGUAUUAAUGAACAUUCAGACAACGAUUUUCUCAAAGAUAAGCAAAAGCUUUUACGUGCAUUUCGCACGGCUAAAAAGCAAGACAAAGGUAGCAAAUUUGUUACAACGUUAUGCAACGUUUUAUGGACUCGUGAGGAAUUAGCGGAACGUUGUGUAAAACAAUCGCGCAUAUGCGAACGACGUUUAUUGAGCCCCGUUAAGGUAAAAUUUAUUAGAAGUAAAUUUCUAAAUUGGAUAAAACAGAAAGAUAAAAAUGUUCACAAAGAACAGCGUGCUUUUUCCGUAUAUCUUUCACGAGCUAUUUUCACAGCUCGCUUAAAAUAUUUGCGCGCACAAAGGAGAAAAAGAUAAAAAUAAAGUAAAAGUCGCUUCCAAUAACUAAUCAUGUUAUUCAUUUUUAUUUUUUAUUCUGGAUCGUUUUUACACACAUCACAGUUUAAAAUAUUGUCAGAGACUUUUUUGGAUUAAAUUAUGUGAGUUUUAAAAAAACAUCGUACAGAUCGUGCAUGCCUAAUAUCCUAUAUCACGAUUAACGCGCCACAAGAGAAAAGUACGACGUGAGUCGUUUAAUUUUCGUUAAGUAUUUGUUUUUAAAAUUAAUUUUCAUGAAAUUUUUCACAAUAGUGGUAGAGUUUUGCCGUAAUUAAAAAUAAUAAAUAUUGUACAGAUAUAUUGUAAUUAAAGAUGUAAAAUCCAUACCAAUGGAACUGUGUUAAUUCUCACCCAGACAGCAGCGUCAUGUAUCUUUCACGUCACUUUUUGGUCAGUUGUGACAUCAGUUAUCCUUUUAUAAUGACGUCAAAAUGACGCGAAAAUCACCGGUAUAAGCCAGCCCAUAGACGUCAUAAUAAUACAUGAAAACGACGUUAUAAAAGAACGUGGAAAAUCGUAUCUAUAUAUUAUUACAUUGCAUUAUUUCCAUAUAAAUUUACAUUGUUAAUUACAAAAAUGCAAUUAAUACGAAU
This is a messenger RNA of Wasmannia auropunctata (little fire ant), 1462 nucleotides long. RefSeq lists its product as uncharacterized. The annotation marks the transcript as partial. The transcript has 2 exons. Lineage: Eukaryota; Metazoa; Arthropoda; Insecta; Hymenoptera; Formicidae. The record is from RefSeq and is a predicted model, not a curated record. Gene Ontology annotation, molecular function: DNA binding.